Messenger RNA from Cladophialophora yegresii CBS 114405, 507 nucleotides. RefSeq lists its product as uncharacterized. The transcript has a single exon. NCBI's taxonomy places the organism in Eukaryota, Fungi, Ascomycota, Eurotiomycetes, Chaetothyriales, Herpotrichiellaceae. Bases 1 to 507 code for a protein of 168 amino acids. The record is from RefSeq and is a predicted model, not a curated record.
AUGGAGAUGGCUCCCUCAGUCGUUACCGGCGCCCAACCCCCGACCUCGUCGCAGCCUUCAACAACUCGACAAAACAACCUCCGCAACCCGCUCCCCCUCUCCCCCGCCCAAGAACAGGAAGUCCGCAGACUGUACCACGAACGCGCCCGCCGACGGUGCGCCGACGUCAUUAAAGACUUUGCCGACUGCGCGCGCGGCCGUACCAUUUCCGUGGCGUGGCAUUGUAAGGACCAGCAUCUGGCCAUGAACAGCUGUAUGAUCCAGUAUGCCACGAAGGCAGAAGAGGAUGCCGCGAGAGAGGAAUGGUUCCAGGGUAUCCUUGCCAGGCGGAGGGAGAAGGAGGAGGCGCUGGUGAAGGUGGAGGAAAGGCGGAGAGAAGUGAUUGAGUUGACGAGACGCCAGGAGGAGAAGGAGCGGGUCGAGGCCGAGAGGAAGAAGAAGGAGACGGACGACGUGAAGAAGCUGGAGGCAAAGGAAAAGAAGGGUGGUGGGUGGUGGUUCCGAUAA